Molecule: messenger RNA, 2292 nt
Organism: Coccidioides posadasii C735 delta SOWgp
Lineage: Eukaryota; Fungi; Ascomycota; Eurotiomycetes; Onygenales; Onygenaceae
Source: RefSeq, a predicted model, not a curated record
AUGCCGGGGCCGACAAACUCCCGCAGCGAGCUUUCCUACCUCCUUAACCAUAUAGUCAAUUCUUCCUCGGACACAGACUACUUAGACCAGCUUAUUCCCUCAAUCCGAGAAUAUAGCCAUGGCAAUCGAACCUCUCAGCUCCUGCAAUCCCUCACUAAAUUCGCGAACGAUCGUGAAGCCCAGAUCGAAAGUAUAUGUACUUCUACACAUCAGGAAUUUGUGACCUCUAUCAACCAGCUGCUGGACAUCCGAGAGGGCACUGUCAACCUGACGUCGGAGAUCCUAGACCUCAAUCAGUCAAUCCAGGCCAGCACAAAGAGGUUAGCGGAACAGAAGAAAGCCUUGGUUGAGUCCCGGAGCCACCGACAGAAUAUUGAUGACACCUCGAAGGCGUUGCAGGACUGUCUGGAGGUACUGCUCCUGGCAAAUCAGGUCUAUGAUCUAUUAGCGAGGAAGAACCAUUAUGCGGCCCUGCGGGCUCUGGAUGAACUACAGAAUGUUCAUUUAAAGGGUGUGACUCAAUAUAAAAUUGCGGAAGUAAUUCAGCGUUCCGUUCCAAUUACUCAGAAGGCGAUUGCAGAUGCUGUGAUGGCAGACCUCAACACAUGGCUCUACCGUAUCAGAGAGAUGUCACAAUACCUUGGGGAAAUAUCUCUUUAUCACACAGAUCUGCGUCGAGCCAGACUGAAAGAGCGCGCUGAGAAAACACCAUAUCUCGAGCAUUUCAAGCUGAACUCGGCAAUUGAACUGAUUUCGGAUGAGCAUGAAGAGUUUGACCUGUUACAGAACGAUGACCUUCAAGUCGAUUUCACUCCUCUGUUUGAAUGUUUGCAUAUCCAUCAGUCCCUUGGGCAGAUGGAUAAGUUCCGUGUCGAAUAUGCCACUACCAGAAGGCGGCAGAAGGAACUAUUACUGCCUCCUACAAUUAAUCUUCUCGACGAAGAGGGUGCUUGUCUGCACACUCUCCUCGAGGAGAUCGCUGGGUUCGCUAUCGUUGAGCGAACAACGAUGAAAAAGAUACCGGAUCUAAGGUCGCCAGUUGAUGUCGACGAGCUCUGGGAUUCGAUGUGCCAGACCGCAGUCGGCCUGAUGAAAAAGGCGCUGCCGUCGGUGGAUAAUGCAGAAAACCUACUAAAAAUCAAGAACCUAAUUGCCUUGUUCAUGCAAACAAUGGAUACAUGGGGUUUUCCAGUAGGAGCUUUUGAUAGGUUUUUACUAGAGUUAUUUGACAGGUAUGCUGAACUGUUGAAACGGAGGUUCAGCGAUGACUUCCAAGAGAUCGUCCAAUCCGACGAUUACAUGCCAAUGGCAAUACAAAAUGAAGAAGAAUACGAUAAGGUUCUCAAUGUGAGCUGGUAUACUCCAGAGAAGCCCAGAGAAGAACAGAUCUUCCCUUGCGUCCUGCCUUUUUCCCAGAUGUAUCCACUUUGUUGUAUCGAUAUUCGGAAUUUCUUGAAUCAGUUUUACUUCUUUUCGAACGAUGACUUUCAGCACCCGAAUAUUAUCGACGAAACCCUUAAGAACUCUUUGGACGAACUGCUCUCCGACAAAGUCUGUGAGACGCUUGUCGAACGGCUCAGCGCUCAAUACCUAGGCCAAAUCGUCCAAAUUCUCAUCAACCUCGAGUACUUCGAAAUAGCAUGCCAAGAGCUUGAACUGCUCCUAGGUGCAGCACGAUCACCAUCAUCUGGCGAUGGAGCAGUGAGCCUUGCUGCAACAGAGAAGUUCCGGAAUAACAAGAAGGUUGCUGAAAAGCGAAUUUUCGAGCUCGUCAAUUCUAAAAUCGACGAUCUCAUCGAAACCGCUGAAUACGACUGGAAUGCACCAAGCUUGCAGAUGGAGCCGAGUAACUAUAUGCAGACUCUGACCCGGUUUCUGUCUAAUAUCAUGAACUCGACCCUCCUUGGUUUGCCGACCGAAAUUAAGGAACUUAUAUAUUUCGACGCCCUGAGCCAUGCCGCAAAUAUGGUUCUGGCGCUCCCACUCUCCCCAGACGUCAAAAAGAUUAACCCAAACGGAGUUGCCGCUCUCGCACGAGACGUGGAUUACCUCACCAAAUUCGUAGAGGGACUGGGCGUGCCUAUUCUCCUAGAGAAUCUCGACGAACUGCAGCAAACCGUACAAUUGAUGAUGUCCGACAACACAGAAGAAUUCUACGAUAUAUCAAUUCGGAAUAAAAAAUAUGGCCGUGUCGAUGCGAUGAACGGGCCAAUAUUAAUUGAAAAGUAUGCUCGAUUCUAUGGGCUGCAAGCUCACGAAAAUAUUACAAAGUCCACCGGCGAAGACGGAUAA